Cucurbita moschata (crookneck pumpkin) is the source of this 2341-nucleotide messenger RNA. RefSeq names its product probable auxin efflux carrier component 1c. NCBI's taxonomy places the organism in Eukaryota, Viridiplantae, Streptophyta, Magnoliopsida, Cucurbitales, Cucurbitaceae. Gene Ontology annotation, molecular function: auxin efflux transmembrane transporter activity. Bases 311 to 2179 code for a protein of 622 amino acids. Gene Ontology annotation, biological process: auxin export across the plasma membrane; auxin polar transport. The record is from RefSeq and is a predicted model, not a curated record. The transcript has 6 exons. Gene Ontology annotation, cellular component: endoplasmic reticulum; plasma membrane.
UUAAAAUACCCAAAAGAAAAAGGGGGAAAAGUUGAAGAACUCCCACGCUCUGUUCUCUUGCUUUGAGGACUGCAGCAAGUGCAACAAGCCUGCUCGCAAUUCUCAAAGCUGAAUUAAAAUUCUUCGUUUUCUACUUUUUGCCUUUUUUUACUGUUUAUUGCCUUAAGAUUCACCAUUCCCAUAAACCAAAACACAUGCCCUCUCACUUCAUCGUCUUCUUCUACUCAGCUUCCUCUGUUUUUCUCCUGUGAGUGAUCCAUAGCCAUUUUCUUCAUCUGGGUCAGCUCAGAAUCAACAGAACAAGAACAAGAUGAUUAGCCUUUUAGAUUUUUAUCAUGUAAUGACCGCAGUGGUUCCUCUCUAUGUGGCCAUGAUUUUGGCUUAUGGGUCUGUGAAAUGGUGGAAGAUCUUCACGCCUGAUCAGUGCUCUGGAAUCAAUCGUUUUGUUGCUCUGUUUGCAGUGCCUCUUCUGUCUUUUCAUUUCAUCUCCACGAACAAUCCCUAUGCCAUGAACUUGCGGUUUAUUGCUGCUGAUACUCUCCAAAAACUCAUUGUUCUUGCUGUUCUUGCGGUUUGGAGCAAUAUAAGCAAAAGGGGUUGUUUAGAAUGGACGAUUACUCUGUUUUCCCUGUCGACUCUGCCCAAUACUUUGGUUAUGGGGAUUCCUCUGCUUAAAGGGAUGUAUGGAGAUUUCUCAGGGAGCUUGAUGGUUCAGAUUGUUGUACUUCAGUGCAUUAUUUGGUACACAUUGAUGCUGUUCAUGUUUGAGUAUCGAGGAGCUAGAAUGCUGAUUUCUGAGCAGUUUCCAGACACUGCUGGCUCUAUAGUAUCAAUCCAUGUUGAUUCCGACAUUAUGUCGUUGGAUGGAAGGCAAGUUUUGGAAACGGAAGCUGAGAUUAAAGAAGAUGGGAAGCUCCAUGUGACUGUGAGGAAAUCAAAUGCCUCAAGAUCAGAUAUCUUCUCGAGAAGAUCUGUGGGAUUGUCUUCUACAACUCCGAGGCCUUCAAAUUUGACCAAUGCAGAGAUUUACUCUCUGCAAUCUUCUCGGAAUCCAACUCCCAGAGGCUCAAGUUUUAACCACACUGAUUUUUACUCUAUGAUGGCUGCCGGUGGAAGAAACUCCAACUUUGGCUCUUCUGAUGUUUAUGGCCUUUCGGCAUCGAGAGGGCCGACACCUAGGCCGUCCAAUUACGAGGAGGAAGGCGGCGGCGGCGGGGGCGGUGGCAACAACGGCGGAAAGCCGAGGUUUCAUUACAAUGCCACAACAGGGGGCACUGUUAAUGCUAAUGCUAAUGCAAAUCAUUACCCUGCUCCAAACCCAGGAAUGUUUUCACCAACAGGAUCCAAAAACGCACAACCCAAUGCCAAGAAGCCUGCCAAUGGGGCUGUAGCUCAGCCGAAAACCGAGGAUGGAAGCAGAGAUUUGCAUAUGUUUGUGUGGAGUUCGAGUGCUUCCCCUGUUUCUGAUGUGUUUGGAAACCAUGAAUUUGGGGCUCAUAAUGAUCAGAAGGAUGUAAGAUUGGCUGUUUCUCCUGGAAAAGUGGAGGGUCGUAGAGAAAACCAAGAAGAGUAUGCAGAGAGGGAAGAUUUCAGCUUUGGAAACAGAGAGAUUAUGAACAGUAACAACAACAAUGGCGGAGCUGAGAAAGUCGGCGAUGUUAAACCCAAAACCAUGCCACCCACCAGUGUCAUGACAAGGCUCAUCUUGAUCAUGGUUUGGAGAAAGCUCAUCAGAAACCCCAACACUUACUCCAGUUUGAUCGGCCUCACUUGGUCCUUAGUUUCAUUCAGGUGGAACGUUGAAAUGCCAGCCAUUGUUGCAAAAUCAAUAUCUAUACUAUCAGAUGCAGGGCUUGGAAUGGCCAUGUUUAGUCUCGGGUUGUUCAUGGCUUUGCAACCAAGAAUCAUAGCAUGUGGGAAUAGCAUAGCAGCCUUUUCCAUGGCCGUGAGAUUCCUUACAGGACCAGCUGUUAUGGCUGUUGCUUCCAUUGCUGUUGGCCUUAGAGGAGUUCUCUUACGUGUUGCCAUUGUCCAGGCAGCUCUCCCACAAGGAAUUGUCCCCUUCGUGUUUGCCAAAGAGUACAACGUACACCCCGACAUUCUCAGCACCGGGGUUAUCUUUGGGAUGUUGAUUGCUUUACCGAUCACGCUUGUUUACUACAUAUUGCUGGGGAUUUGAAGGGUUUGGUCAGGCAUGGCUGCGGCCGCCAUGAGAGGCCAUUUCAAAAAGCUUCAAAGCUUUGGGAGAGAAGUCAAAAGGAGGAGAAAAGAGGAGAGAUUGAGGGAAUUGGGAUGAAUGAAUCUUCUUUGCAAGUAGAAGGAAAAGGAGGAUGAAAAAAAA